AUGUCAUAUGGUGUCUAUAUUGCUCAAUAUAAAUAUGUAUAUACCUAUAUAUCUGCAUAUGAGUGGAAAGACAGUUCUUUUGUCAUGCUACCUGUAAUGAAGAUCACACCCAGAUGUGCCAUUAUUAUUUUGGUGACUAUAGUUGCCAUAGUGGUGCUGGGUUUGAUAAUUGGCCUUUCCGUACGCAAGAAACCUAAUUUAAAAGAGGAUGAAGACGCAUUCUUCAACUAUUACUACGGAGAUUCAAAGCAUCCAAGUCCAGUCCGGAUGAAUCCCUCUUCCAAACCUAACGCAUCCAAGUCCAGUCCGGAGGAUGAGGAAGACGCAUUCUUCAACGAACUCUAUGGAGAUUCAAAGCAUCCAAGUCCAGUCCGGAUGAAUCCCCUUCCAAACCUAACGCAUCCCCUAAGGCAUCCAACUGAUGAAUGUGAACGUGUUUGCUGUGACACAACUCCGCAAAUCAUUUCUAUGGGAAGACGACAACGUAUAUGA
This is a messenger RNA of Trichobilharzia regenti, 492 nucleotides long. The record is from the annotation of a GenBank genome assembly. Lineage: Eukaryota; Metazoa; Platyhelminthes; Trematoda; Strigeidida; Schistosomatidae.